AUGAGAAGCAGCCCUCUGCCGAGUGGUGUGAGGUUGCCUUUUCCAAGUGGCAUGAGAUAUGCGAGUACUUCAAAAGCAGAUGAAGUUGGGUCUAGUUGUAGAAAUGAUGGUUCAUCUUUUGUGGGUCAAUCUAGUCUUGGAAUUCCUUCUGUUAUGCCUUCUUUGUUUAAUCAAAUCUCUUCAUUUGGUCAAAUACCCAUAAUAAUUCCAUCGUUAACUCAAACUCCUUCGGCUUCUCAAGUCCCUUCGAAUGUUAGUUUUUCGUCGAUUCCUCAUUCUUCAUCGAUUGAUAAAGGUAAAGUUCCUGAAUCCUCUGUUCCAUCUAUUGCUUUUCCUGACAAUAUGAAUCCUAUACUGGCAUUUGCAGCUAUUUCAAAACUUGCGAAGAGGGUUGUUUAUAAUAAAGGUGAACCAGGGGAUAAAGAUUUUGGUAAGGAAAGUGAUGGUGUAAAGAGAAAACAAGGAGAUCAUUCUGGUAAGGAUGAUUAUGCUCAGGAUAAGCAGGGGAGUGGUAAAUAUGAUUAUAUUGUGUCUAGUUUUAUGGAUGAUAGAGUGUUGAAGGAGGUAGAGCAAGUUAAUUUAAAUAAUACUUUGACUGCUCAAGGUAAUGCUAUUUUGGGGCAGUCUGUUGCUGGUUCAUUUCAUGGAAAUGGUGAAGGAGUGGAAAUUUUAUCUAACUUUGCAGAUGGUCUAGGUAAUAUUUCUUUGGGUCAAAAUGUUUUGACUGAUUCUCUAGUGCAAGUGGAUCAGGUUACUCCUGUUUCUGAAAUUGCUCAGAGUGUAGCUGUGUUGAAUUCUGGGGAGGCGGGAUUUCAGAGGUUGACUGAUCAAGAGGACUACCAGCAUGUGAAUCAGAUGGUAAUUCCUGAAGUAUCUGGUACUCAAAUUGGAUUGGAAACAAGUGAGGGGAAUGUGAGGGUUGGGAAAGAAAAUUUUGAAAUCUGCCUUUCGAAUAAGCAAGUUUCUCAAUCUGACAGAUCUGUUUUUUAUGUUGAGCAUUUUUCUAUUUUGAGAGGGUUUUCUUUGGCUUUGGAUGAUGAGCGUGGUAUGGUGAGAAAUAGAGAACCUCUUGAUAAAGGUUACUUUUUAGACUCUAGUACUAUGUUACGUAGCAAAGAGUUGAUGUGUAGAGUUGUAGCUGAUAAUGAAGGUUCUGAGGACUCUGAUGAUGUGUCUUUAGAAUUCUCAUCUGCCGAGGUGGAAAAUAGACUGAGGUCAAGAGAGGAGGAUUUGCCUAUGCAUGUUUAA
Molecule: messenger RNA, 1248 nt
Organism: Ilex paraguariensis (yerba mate)
Lineage: Eukaryota; Viridiplantae; Streptophyta; Magnoliopsida; Aquifoliales; Aquifoliaceae
Source: the annotation of a GenBank genome assembly